Scaptodrosophila lebanonensis is the source of this 2687-nucleotide messenger RNA. RefSeq names its product coiled-coil domain-containing protein 186 (gene Golgin104). The record is from RefSeq and is a predicted model, not a curated record. Bases 57 to 2501 code for a protein of 814 amino acids. NCBI's taxonomy places the organism in Eukaryota, Metazoa, Arthropoda, Insecta, Diptera, Drosophilidae. The transcript is spliced from 7 exons. Gene Ontology annotation, biological process: vesicle cytoskeletal trafficking. Gene Ontology annotation, cellular component: trans-Golgi network. Gene Ontology annotation, molecular function: small GTPase binding.
AUCUGUUUGCAAAAAUUUACGAAUAAACAAAACAAUUGUGUCACAACUACGUCAACAUGGACUCCGGGCAGACGUUAGCGGCUGAUAAUAAAGGGGAAAAUGUUGCAGAGGCAACGCACAAACCGAAGACAGACUCGGAACCAACAAGCCAAAACAAAGACUAUGCAGACGACGUGGACACAGCGUCUGCAUUAGAGAGCGAGCUUCAGGAGCAGCUGGAAGACGGUAACAAAGUACAAAGUGAGAACAAUACAAAGCAGGAGGCAGAAGUACCCACAAUCGAGGCAACAGCGGCAGUAUCUAGCUUGGCUGAUGGUAUUAAAGCAGCUGUGCUUACGCAGAUGGCUCUGCCAAAUUCGAAGGAUCACGAUCCGUCCAUCAACAGCGUUGCUGUUUCUGUAGGAGUUGAAGGAGCAGCUCAGCCCAAACCGUUGGCCGUAUCCAUGCCAACCACACCAUCCAUGCCAGCCAUGCGCUUUCAGCUGUUGCAAGAGCAGGAGGCACAGGAUCGCAGCAAGACACAAAACGAUAUACUUUCGCAUGUACACUGCCUGGCACAGUUGGAGGAGCAGCGACGUAACUAUGAGCUGCAGCUGGAGCAAUUGCGCACAGCCAAUGCGCAGAAGGACAAUAUGAUGACACUUUAUCAGCGGGAGAAUGCUAUUCUGGAGAAAGAGAAACUGGCAUUUCGCAAGGAAAUGGAUAUGGCUAACAAGGAGAAGGAGGCCACUGUUAUCAAGUUUGCCAUGAAAGAGAAACUGCUUAUCGAUGCUAAGAAAGACAAGGAGGCUGUGGAAAAACAGCUGGCCGAUGCCAAAAAGGAGGUGAAAAAUGUGUCCAUGCGCUUCCAAGCGGUCCAUGAAGAGAAGUCACGCAUGACAUACAUAAUCGAUGAAAAGUGUAAUGAAGUUCGGAAAUACCAGCGCGAAUGUGAAAAGCUCAAAACGGAGAUGGGUCAUUUAGAGUCCAAGCUUAAAUAUCAUGUCAAUAAGCUCAAUAUUGAAACGGAGGCCAAGGCGGUGUUGGAGCGCAAGCUGGAGGAGGAACGUAAUGCACCCAACAAGCUGGAGGAGAAGGCCAAUGAAAAACUCAAGGUGGAGUUCGAGGCCAACACAAUACUCUUGAAACAUGAAAUUACAAGUAAGACUGAAGUACUUGAAAAAUUAAGCAAGGACCAGCAGAAGCAAAGCGAAGUCAACAAGGAGUUACAGCAACAGCUUUUGGAACGCACAGCUGCGAACGAGGAACUCACAGAGGAGCUAACAAAGCUACGUGAAGAGCACAAUGCUGUAGAGGCGGCGUAUAGCGAUGAGUUGCUUAAUUCGGCCAAGCUGCGCGGCCAGCUGGAUGAACUGCAGUUGCUGCGCACACAAAAUACCAUCAAUGAGGAAAAAUUGGGAGAGUCACAAAACAGAAUCAAAGAACUGGAACUUAUAGUGCAGGACAACGAUUCGGAUCUGUCACAAUUGCGUAAAAAGGAACAGGAAUUGCUAAGCAUUAAUAUGGAAAUGAGCGAGCUUAUUGUGCGACUGCAAAAUGACAUUUGUUUGGCCGAGUCCAAGGCGCAAGGUCUGGAAGCUGAGAACAAACUGCUGAAGCAAGAGAGACUCAGGUAUGAUGGGAAAUACAGGGAGUUGGAGCAACAGCUGAGGGACGAGGCCGCACAAAAGAAUGAGGAACGUCAACUGCUGGCCAGACAUCUGUCCGAGAAGACGAAGCUGUACGAGCUGACCAAAACAAAGCUGGAAAACGUGCAAGGGGACUUUGAGGCCACACAAAAUAAGCACGCAACAGUGGUGAGGGAGCUGCAGCGUGAAUUACAAAAGUACAAGAAGGGAACUAACGAUGUGAAGGGAAUGCCUGCGAGUUAUUGCAGCAGCUGCCACCAGGCUGUCAAUGGCCAUUCCUCUGAGCUUCGGCGUACGUACAGCCGCACCAGUAGCCAUGGAAGUGCACAAAGCGGCAGCCGACGUGCAAGCGAGUCGUCCGAAUCUGAAGCGGCUGCGAGUAGCGUGACAGCUGUUCCUCACUCGCACUCACAAGUGGACAUGCAGGCGGUGCCGUCCAAGAAGGUGUUGGUGGAACGCAUUCUGCGACUGCAGCAGGCCACGGCCAGGCAAACAGAGCGCAUUGAAUUUCUGGAGAAUCACACGGCGGCACUGGUGGCUGAGGUGCAGAAGAAAUCGAAGGUGGUGCAGCACUAUAUGCUGCGUGAUCAGACCGCUGGCGCUCUCACCUCUUCCAAAAGCGAUCAGAAUAAAAGCGAUCUCGUCAAAUACGGCAAUGGGAUAAUGGCGGCCAUUUAUGGUGGCGUCAAGGGUGGUGAGCAUAAAGGCAUGACACUGGAAUUGUCAACUGAGAUUAACAAAAAGCUGCAGACAGUGCUGGAGGACACGCUGCUUAAGAACAUAACGCUCAAAGAGAACCUUGAUGUCUUGGGCCUGGAGGUGGACAAUCUGACGCGCAAGUUGCGCGCCUUCGAAUCCAUGAAAGGGCACUGACAACAUUUUCCGACAUUUUCGCCAUAGAGCCUCAGUUUAAAUAUCCAACUUUUUAGGGUUAAAUGUAAAGUAUUUCGUAGUGUAUAUACAUAUAUAUAUAUAUAGGUAAGAAAAAUCCGUUGUGUUUAAGGUGAAUCAUGUAUUUGUGUAUUACUUGUAUAUUAAAACAUCAAUAUGUUAACAAGG